Messenger RNA from Penicillium olsonii, 783 nucleotides. The record is from the annotation of a GenBank genome assembly. Lineage: Eukaryota; Fungi; Ascomycota; Eurotiomycetes; Eurotiales; Aspergillaceae.
AUGGGAGCAGGUGGUGUGAUCCUUCGCUUCUUUAAUCUUUUCCUGCGGGUACUGCAGUUCCUCGACGGUGCCGUCAUUCUUGGCAUCUUCUCCUACUACCUGGCCCUUCUCUCCAGGAAUAAUCAACACAUCGAAACAUGGGUUAAGGCCGUCGAAGGCCUGGCAGGCGCAGCCACUCUCUAUGGCCUCCUAGGCAUGAUCCUGACCUGCUGUCUGGGUGGUGUGGCGUUUUUCGCCUUCCUGGGUGUCGCUUUGGACAUCUGCUUCGUGGGCGCCAUGGUCGCGAUUGCCAUCUUGACCCGCAAGGGAGUCGGCAAGUGCACCGGCACAGUCGACACCCCACUGGGAUCAGGAAACGCCAACGACGACACCUUCUCCAAGGGCUUGACCUUCGGCAUGACCUGCACACUGGAGAAGGUCGUUUUCGCCGUGGCCAUCAUUGGAAUUUUCCUCUUCUUGGUCUCCAUUCUCUUCCAGGUUCUGCUCGCUCGCCACCACAAGCGUGAGAAGCGCUUCGGUCCUUCGCCUUCCAACAACUACACCCACGGUAGCCGUGGGGCCUUCUGGCGCCGCAACAAGAACCACCCCGAAGCCACCGGGGCUGCUGAUACUCUGCCGGGUCAUCCCACCCCGCAUGACGUCGAAAUGGGCGCGGAGCCCAAGACGGAGAAGAAAUGGUAUAGCUUCGGGCGCAAGGACAACGCCGCAACCAACGGUGCCGCAGCCCCUGCCCAGAAUGGUGGCUAUGGCUACGGGAACUCGGCCUACACGGGCAACAUCUAA